GCAGCGGCAUGCGGCAUGCCGGUACCACCUGAAGCCCCUUCCCCGUGUCGCCAGCCGCGUUACCAUGUCGUCCUUCCUUCUCGAAGGAGGGGUACUCUAAACUUAGCCACGACUCGAGGAAACUCGACUCGCAUUCAGUGCAAAACCACCAUCCUCUCGAAUCAGUUUCUUCAUAGCCCAUUCUUCACUGUUACUACCUGUGUGUGUUUCUCCCUUCACGCUCAAAUACGUUCAGUUUCAGAUCAGCGUUUGACAAAUAUCUCGGAGAAUGGCGUACAGCUGGGACAAUCGGGUAGAUUUCAUUACAUAGACAACAAUGGCAUAUUGGAGAAGCACGAUUUCGAAUGCAUGGCUCUCAAGAUGACCUUAAUCGAAGGGAAAGGAGAGUUCAGUUAUGGUCGUUAUCAAGAGAACCUGCACAUUAUGCUUUCCCUGUGGGAAGAAAUCGCAGAGCUUGCCGAUUUCAAUAAAGAUGGCAUUGUAACUAUCGAGGAGUUCAAGGAAGCGGUGCAGAGAAGUUGCGUCGGACGAGAAUAUCGAGACUUCCCUCAGGCGAUGAAAAUGUUCAUCGACAGUCACUUUAAGAUAGUAGAUUUAAACGACGAUGGUGUAAUCGCUGCCGAUGAAUUUCGCUACAAUUGCGUAACAAGAAUUCCUGUAGACAAUGUAAACAUCUUGGACGAAGCCUACCAAAAUCUUCUUAAUGACGACGACCGGAGACGCGGUGGGAUAACGUUGUCGCGUUAUCAAGAACUAUACGCGCAGUUUCUUGGCAAUCCGGACGAGAAUUGUCCAGCAGUUCAUCUGUUUGGUCCUUUACAUGCGAUGGAUUAAUUACACACGGUUUUACAUAUGUUUCGAGUUCAAGGCAAACGGUGAUUCUCAAGUGUGCAUGUACAAAAAAAGACAAUCCUUUAAUAUAUUAUUAACAUUAUAUUAAUUUAUGUAAGAUGUGUAUGAUGUACGCAAUAAAUCCUCUAUUUUAUUGUAAAAUUCUCGGUCUCUGUAAAAGAAAGAGAAUAUCCGCCGGUACUGUUUUUCCACACUACUACACAUGCACAAAGAAUGUAUCGUUCUUCUACACAUGAAUACACAGAAACGUUUGUAUCGUACAAACAGAAAAGAAUUUUAUUUGUAUUACGUGUUAACAUGGUAUUGUGUUGUUCGGACAUCUCUUUGGUAGUAUUUGCCGUGCUUUGUCUCCAUCACACAAAAAUUUAAUACUGAAGAUUCUGCGGUGAUAUGUUGUUCAUAUACAUUUUUCAUACGUGAAUGAACCCGAGUAUAAUUUUUAAGUUUUACCUGUUACCAGGCGUACAGCACAUUUUUAUUUAACAUUCAUAAUACUUCUUUUUUGUUAACCAUGUAUACAUGUAGGACAUGCUUUUGACUGUUUGAAUACUAAUCUCAUAUGUAUAACGAAUACUCAACUGGAUUUACAAACAUCGAUUUAUACGAACAAGUAUCAUUUUUUUUUUUUUUCACCCGUAUACACAGCGUAAUAUCGUAACAAUCACCAACGGAUCUAUAAUUUAACUAGCGAGGUUCUUUACAACAUUGUGUCACGUAUUCUUUUUGUUGUCAGUAUAAAAAUUGUUAUCUGUAUACAAAUAAUUUUACAAAACAUACGAGUCUGAACUCGUGUUUACGGGGAAUAUUUACGUUUAUAAAGGGGGGAUUGACAUCGUUUCGAUGCGAUUAAGCUAGCUUCAAAACAUCAUUCUCCAUUUAAUUUCGCACACAGAAAAACAAUAUUGUUUUAAAUUUGUUAUAGGCAUUGAGUACAAACGUACAACUCUUACAAGACACCGAUGAUGCACGCAACAAAAAUUAAACACGUUUAUGUUCUUUAACCUCCAAUAACAAGGCUAACUGUCUCUUUCUUUUCUCUUUUCGUCAAAUUUAUUGAUUACGUAGAAUUAUUUAGGCAAGUUGCAAGAAGAGAACCUAAUAGAACCAAGCAGUUACUAGACGUUAUUAAAAAAACAAUUGAUAUUUGGAUCUUGUGACUCGCCUAUGUAGUAACCUAAACCAAGUAAAAUUGCAGACAAAAAUAACUAAA
Messenger RNA from Frieseomelitta varia, 2062 nucleotides. It is a transcript of the gene Scp1, whose product is annotated as sarcoplasmic calcium-binding protein 1. The transcript has 6 exons. Bases 16 to 834 code for a protein of 272 amino acids. Lineage: Eukaryota; Metazoa; Arthropoda; Insecta; Hymenoptera; Apidae. Gene Ontology annotation, molecular function: calcium ion binding. The record is from RefSeq and is a predicted model, not a curated record.